Messenger RNA from Danio rerio (zebrafish), 4005 nucleotides. It is a transcript of the gene il6r, whose product is annotated as interleukin 6 receptor. The record is from RefSeq and is marked validated. Gene Ontology annotation, molecular function: cytokine receptor activity. Lineage: Eukaryota; Metazoa; Chordata; Actinopteri; Cypriniformes; Danionidae. Gene Ontology annotation, cellular component: membrane. Gene Ontology annotation, biological process: cytokine-mediated signaling pathway.
GCGUUAGAUGUUGGGUCACCUAGUUCUAAAUCUGCUCUGUAGUAAUAAACCCAACCGCAAACUGAAAUAGUUUGUUUCUCGGUCUUUGCCUUGUCAAAUAGGAACUUGUUUGUCUUUGUGGGUCGCAGUGUCGCAAGAGCGGAUUUGUUAAAAAAAAACUGAUAGUGUAAAGUGCGUGAGAAGAGGAAAGGGUUGCAGUUUUCUGGCUCUCAUAAACAAACGAGCUCCGGAUCGAAAUCUUGUCUUGAGGCAGCUGUCUAAAUCAAGACAUCUGUUUUGAGUAGGUACAGUGUUGGUUUAGCCAACCUGUUUCACCUUAGUUUUGUGAUGUGAUGAAAAUGUAAAUUAAUACUGAUCAUGUUAACAUUAUGACACGUUAUACCCAUAUUGUGUAUUUUGGAGGCUAAUUAUAUUGUUUGGAAGUGGAUUUAUAAUGUGGACCCGAUCUACACGCAUGUUUCUCCUCGCUGUGUUUGCUGCGGUUAAAGUUCAGUCUGCCCGAGCUGAAGCUGAACUGUGUCCUCGACAAGAUCCUCCUUCUGGAGUUUUGGUCUUGAAUUUGGGAAGUAAUGUUGUCCUUGGCUGCAGAGGUGACGUUACAGUGGACAAUGUGUCGUUGGCUUCAGCCAGAGUCAUGAAUAAAAAAUACACACACAAGCAGAAAGAAGACAUCACUGCCAGCUGGACAUCCCAGAGACACAAACAUCCUUCUACACAAUUAGCUAAUAUAAAGGGAGAUGUGCCAACUACAACAUACCAAAAUAUGAUGUCUGCUAUAUACUCUAAAACUGAAGUGGGCACAACUGUCACCGUUAAACCAUCUAUAACCACCAGAAAGGAGCAGAACACUUCUCAACGUGUUUUGCGUGCUGUCAGUCAAACACCUGGAGAGGAAGAAGAGACGUUUGGUAUCACACAGUGGAGCGAUUUUGAUGAAGAUGAUUAUGAGGACUAUGAUUAUGAAGAGGAGCGAUCCAGGGUGACACGGGGAAUCAAAAAACAAACACGCUGGACUUUAAAUGGAAGACAGGUGCAUGCCGGAGUGGAAAGAGGAGGAAUUUUGAGACGGCCACAUCUCAGCUGGGCAGAUGCUGGAAAUUACAGUUGCUACAGAGGAGAGAGACUCAUUUCCACAUUCAGAAUCAGUGUAGGGGCACCCCCCGAGCGUUCAGCUGUCUUAUGCAACAUGAAGUCUCAUACUAGUAAGGUCCGCUGUGAAUGGACGUCCAAACAACCGGUAAUUCCACGGCCAGUGUGUUACCUUCUUCUUAAUAGAAGAUUUUUAAAAAACACCAUUCAUGUGAACUGUUCUUUCUCCCGGUCCCGCUGUUGGUGUGCUUUCUUUGUGAAGGAGGAGUACCUUAGGGAUCUCCAUAGGGCACAAAUAUGUGUGUCUAACAUAGCAGGCAGUGCAAUGAGCCCUGUACUCAACUUUAACCCACAUGACACCCUAAGGCCAGACCCACCAAGCAGAGUUCUGGUGAGUGCAGUUGAGGGCCUGAAGCAUGUGCUUAAAGUAUCCUGGUCUUAUCCCAGUUCCUGGAAGAAUAGAUUUUAUGUCCUGCAGUUCCAUCUGAGAUACCGACCACAAUUUGCAGAGCAGUACCAGUUUGGGGAGAUAUCUGACAAGAUGGAGAGACGACUGUCAUGGAUGAUUUAUGAUGCUCUACCAGACACUGUAUAUGAAGUGCAGCUUAAGGCCAAAGAUGAGUUUGAUGGUAGCUGGAGUGACUGGACAGAACCUGUCUUUGCAGUCACAUGGUCAGCUCCUGAGACAACUACUGCCACUGAGACCAUUACUUUUGAACCAAAUGAGGUGCUUUAUGAAGGCUCAGGAGGAUUUGGAGAAGAGCCUGGUGUAGACUCAGUGGUAGUAGCUGGAGAUGCUGAUACCGAAUAUGCUACAGUCUGGCUGUAUGUGUCUUGUGCUUUUGGGCUGUGUUUUUUUGUAAUCACCGUGCUUACUGUCUAUUUUCUCAGGAAUAGGACUCAUUUGAUUGCUAAAAUAGGGAAACAAACUAUGCCGUUUACUUCCCUCCUUCGUUCCUCUCAGCCUCUGUCUGCUCCUGCUGCCUCUGAACAGCUUCCCGAGGAGGGGAAGUCACUUAUGUCUCCUCCCAAACACAACCAGCAACACUUCCUUCCUGCUCAGCCAGAGGAGCAGGAUGCCAUUCAUCUGCAUAACAUCGAUUAUUUUCUGUCUCCAGGAGCCGAAGGUGUGCCAUUGACAAUAAACAGAAAUGAAUAAACAAAUGAAACCCCGCAGUGGGUCACACACUGUUUCAUGUGAUAGAAAAACAGCAUUAUUAUGUUGAAAAAUCAACUUGGAGUGUCAUAUCCUAGGUUGGGUUUUCAUGUCAGAUUUUUUUCUGACUUUCAAAACCAUUUGUAAUUACGGAUUUUUAAAACAAGCCUUCUAUAGAAAACUUUUUACAAAUAUUUCCUUAGACAACCCACCAUUUGUUGACCAUGGCAGUCUUCCAUGUGAAGCUAAAGCACUUUUUUAUUAAAUAGUUUUGAAUAAAUGCCUGUUAACAUCAAAUAUGAUAGCUAAGAUGACUGGUUUUAAAUUAUAAGUUAAAGAAAUACACAGUUUUUGUUUAUCUGAUGAAUGAUAUAAACUUUGACAGCCAGUCUUAUUCAAGAUUACUGUAAAGAUCUUGGGCAUUUCAAGUCGUAGAUGUAAAAACUGCAGUGUGCACUUAUAAUAGACAGAAUAUUUUCAUGGUUUGGUGAGAUGCAAAUACUGUUAUCGGUAUUGUUCUUGAUUUAACAGGCUUUUAAGGGAUAGUUCACACAAAACUAAGAGAAAAUUUCUUCACAGUUUACUCACAAACAAACUAACCGCUAUUGGAAUCCAGAGUAGGAACAACACAAAAUGCAAUGGAUGUCAAUGACUGCUGUUUUCCAUAAUUCUAGAGUAAAAUAAAACUUAAACAGGUUUAAUCUCUUUAAGAGUGUCUGCUAAAUGUUUGAUGUUCGUUUGAAUAUGAUCUUUCAUUCAACAUUAGUUAUUUUGACUUGCUGACUUAUGUUGACUGUUAUUCUGUUUAAAUGUGUGUAAUUUGACCUGUAAAAGUGUUUUGGUCUCACAGUCGUUUUUACAGUUUAUGAAAAUGUAUGCAUUGUGAUUGUAAAAUUGUAGUCACUCAGACAAAAAAGCAUUUUUUUUUCAAACUAAAAUUAUGUCACCAUUUUUACCAUGUUUUAUUUUGAGUUUGUACUAAUUGAAAAUGUGAAUUACAAAGGGAAAAGUUACAAGGGGAAAGUUCACCCAUUAUUAUAAUUCUGACAUUGUUUACUCUCCUUCCUCUUGUUCCAAACCUUGAGUUUUUUUUCUUUCUUUUUUAUUCAAAAGAAUAUACAGUACUUUGAGGAAUGUUGAAAACUUGUAGCUAUAUAUGACAUACUGUAUAGUAUAUUUUCCUACCGUGGAAGCAAGUGUCAACCUGAUACCAAUAUGGAGGGGGAAGGGUUAGAAAUAUUUGUUUAAACUGUCCCUUUUUUUAAUAAUGAAUGAGAACUGGGGUUUAUACUUUCAUGGGUAACACUUUAAACGUUAAUUUCUUUAUUAUUCAGUUUAACAUUUACUAAUGCAUAUUAAAAUCAAAUUUAAUUCAUUAGUUAUUUCACUGAGUUAAAAUGAACUAACAUUAAACAACUUUAUUUUCAAUAACUAAUGUAAACAAGGAGGGAUGCUGUAAUGUAUUGUUAAUGGUUGGUUAAUGUUAAAUACAUUAACACUAAUACCACCAUAUUGUAAAGAGUUGCCCUUUUCCUGAUUGAAUGUAUGUUUUUCUGCUAAAUGUGUUAAAUCAUAUUUCAGUUUGUCUGUACAUUGCUUUUUAAAAUAGAUAUUGUUCUAAAGCAUCUUCAUAAAUACUAGUGAAAAAAACCUUGAGAAGACAAUGGACAGACAAGUCCCUAAGAUGGUAUGUGGGAUGUUUUGUUAGGAAAAUAAUUGUUUAAAAAUACAGUAUACUGUAAAAACAUGCUCAAUUUGAU